AGGUGGCGGUAAAGCACUAAUAAGUAUGCCGUCCGCCGUAGAAGAAGAAGAAGAAGAAAACUAGAAGGAAAAGUACACACCACUAGGCUAGCCCCAUAACACUGAGAUCUUUAUGAAAGAAGACCGAAAACAUGACUGCUCCAGAACCAUGUGGAAUAAAACAGGAAGAUACUGAACAACAAAUAGACCUGGUAGAGAACAGGGAGAGUGAAGAGGGGGAGAACCAUCAUGUCAAAACUGAAGAAACCUCCUGGAAACAUCCUUCAUUCAAGCAAAAUUUGGAUAUUAACACGAAAAGUCAUCUUGAAGGGAAGCAAUAUGCUUGUGAUCCGUGUGAAAAGACUUUCCCAAUAAAACGUAACCUUACGAAACACAUAAAUUUCCACACUGGAGAGAAGCCACAUGCUUGUGAACAUUGUGGGAGGAGAUUCAGGCGAAAAGAAUACCUUAAUGCACACCUAAAAAUCCACACUGGAGAGAAGCCGUACACAUGUGGUCAGUGUAAGAAGAGUUUCAGACAAAAAUCUGCCCUUAAUGUACACAUGAGGAUCCACACUGGAGAAAAACCAUACACAUGUGAACAAUGUGGAAAGAGUUUCAGACUCAAGCAACCCCUUAACAAUCACAUGAGGAUCCACACUGGAGAGAAGUUAUAUACAUGUGAUCAGUGUAGGAAGAGUUUCAGACUUAAGCAAAGUCUUGACAGGCACAUUAUGAUCCAUACAGGAGAGAAGCCGCACACAUGUGUUCAGUGUGGAAAGAGUUUCACACGAAAAGAAAACUUUAAUGCACAUCUUAAAACCCACAGUGGAGAGAAGUUGUACACAUGUAAUCAUUGUGGAAGGAAUUUCAGUAAAUACUAUAGUUUUAAAUUACAUCUGCUUGUUCAUUCUAGUGAAGGACUAAAGAACUGUAACCAAAGCAGUAGAGAAUUUUUUAGGGCAGGUUUCCUGAAGGACCACCUGAAAGUUACAACAGACAAACCUCAUGUAUGUUAUUUAUGUGGAAAGAGUUUUAGUCAGAUGGUUGCACUAAAGAUACACCAGAAAAGACACAGUGGUGUAAAGGAUCAUUCUUGUUCUGAGUGUGAUAAGACAUUUUUUACAGAUGCUGAACUAAAAGUGCACCAGACAGUUCACUCUACAGAAACGCCUUACAAGUGUUCACACUGUGACAAGAGAUUCAAACGGUCAGGAUAUCUGCAAAUACAUGAGCGGAUCCACACUGGAGAGAAGCCGUAUACAUGUGAUCAGUGUGGGACAAGCUUCAGACUAAAAGAACUGCUUAAUGAACACAUGUACAUCCACACUGGAGAGAAACCUCCCACAUGUGAACACUGUGGGAAGAACUUUAAGCAAAAAGCACACCUUGAUAGACACAUGAGACUCCACACUGGAGAGAAUCUACACACAUGUGAUCAGUGUGGGAAGGGUUUCUUAGAGAAAGGAAACCUUAAAGACCACAUGAAUAUCCACACCGGAGAGAGGCCGUACUCAUGUGAUGAAUGUGGGAAGAGUUACAAAAAUAAUGGAAACCUUUUAGUGCACAAGAAAAGCCACACUGGGAAGAAGCCACACACAUGUGCUCAGUGUGGGAAGAGUUUUGCAGAAAAGGCAAUCCUUAAUGAACACAUGAGGAUCCACACUGGAGAGAGGCCAUACACGUGUGAUCAGUGUGGGAAGAGUUUCACCCAAAGAGGAGCUCUUAUUACACACAAGAGAACCCACAGUGAAGAGAAACCAUAUAUCUGUGAUCAGUGUGGGAAGAGUUUUAAGCAAAAAGAAAGUCUUUGUGAUCACAUGAAAAUCCACACUGGAGAGAAACCAUACACAUGCGAUCAGUGUGGGAAGAGUUUUGUACGAAGAGUAAGCUUUUAUCUACACAAGAGAACCCACACUGGAGAAAAACCAUACUCCUGUGAUCAGUGUGGGAAGAGUUUCAGGCAAAAAAGAAGCCUUCACGAUCACAUGACAAUCCAUACUGGAGAGAAACCUAAUACCUGUGAUCAGUGUGGGAAAAGUUUCAAACGAAAAGAAAAACUUCAUGAUCACAUGAGGAUCCACACUGGAGAAAAACCAUACGUAUGUGAUCAGUGUGGGGAGAGCUUCAGACUAAAAGAAAUUCUUAAUCGACACAUGAGGAUCCACACUGGAGAGAGGCCUUACGCAUGUACACAAUGUCAUAGGAGUUUCAGACUAAAAGAAAUUCUUAAUCGACAUAUGAGGAUCCACACUGGAGAGAGGCCGUACACGUGUGAUCAGUGUGGGAAGAGUUUCACCCAAAGAGGAGCUCUUAUUACACACAAGAAAACCCACAGUGAAGAGAAACCGUAUAUCUGUGAUCAGUGUGGGAAGAGUUUUAAGCAAAAAGAAAGUCUUUGUGAUCACAUUAAUAUCCACACUGGAGAGAAACCAUACACAUGUGAUCAGUGCGGGAUGAGAUUUGUACGAAGAGUAAGCUUUUAUCAACACAAGAAAACCCACACUGGAGAGAAACCAUAUUCCUGUGAUCAGUGUGGGAAGAGUUUCAGAAGAAAAAGAAACCUUCAUGAUCACAAGACAGUCCACACUGGAGAGAAACCAUAUACCUGUGAUCAGUGUGGGAAGACUUUCAGAAGAAAAAGAAAUCUUCAUGUUCACAUGACAAUCCACACCGGAGAGAAACCAUAUUCCUGUGAUCAGUGUGGGGAGAGUUUCAGACAAAAAAGAAGCCUUCAUGAUCACAUGACAAUCCACACUGGAGAGAAACCAUAUACGUGUGAUCAGUGUGGGAGGAGUUUCAAACGGAAAGCUAAACUUCAUGAUCACAUGAGGAUCCACACCGGAGAGAAACCAUACACAUGUGAACAAUGUGGGAGGAGUUUCAGACUAAAAGAAAUGCUUAAUCGACACAUGAUUAUCCACACCAGAGAGACGCCUUACUCGUGUGAUCAAUGUGGGAAGAGUUUCAAGAAUUUAAGAAACCUUACAAAACACAUGAAUAUCCACACUGGAAAGAAGCCAUGCACAUGUGAUCAAUGUGGGAAGAGUUUCAUACAUAAAGGGGCACUUAAUAGACACAUGAUGAUCCAUACCGGAGAGAAGCCUUACACAUGCAAUCAGUGUGGGAAGAAUUUCAGACUUCAGCAAUCUCUUAAAGAGCACAUGAGGAUACACACUGGAGAGAAGCCGUACACAUGUGAACAAUGUGGGAAGAGUUUCAGACUUCAGCAACCUCUUAACGAACACAUGAGGAUCCACACCGGAGAGAAGCCGUACACAUGUGGUCAGUGCAGAAAGAGCUUCCGAAAAAAAGUGAGUCUUAAAACUCACAUUAAUCUCCACACUGGAGAGAAGCAAUACACAUGCGGCCAAUGUGGAAAGAGCUUCAGACAAAAAACUACUCUUAACAAACAUACCAGGAUCCACACUGAAGAGAAGCCUUACACAUGUGACCAGUGCGGGAAGAGUUUCAGACGAAAAGAAGACCGUGAUAUGCACUUAAAAACCCACACUGGAGAGAAACCAUACACAUGCGAUCAAUGUGGGAAGAGCUUCACAAGAAAAGGAGCCCUUAACAUACACAUGUGCAUCCACACCGGGGAUAAGCCACACACAUGUGAUCAAUGUGGGAAGAGCUUCAGACGAAAAGAAAACCGUGAUGAACACUUAAAAAACCACACUGGAGAGAAACCAUACACAUGUGAUCAGUGUGGGAAAAGUUUCACAAAAAAAGGAGCCCUUAACGUACACAUGUGGAUCCACACUGGAGAGAAGCCAUACACAUGCGGUCAGUGUUCGAAGAGCUUCAGACUGCAAUCUACCCUAAAAAAACACACAAGGAUCCACACUGGAGAGAAGCCGUACAAAUGUGAACACUGUGAAAAGAGUUUCACACAAAAAGGAGCCCUUAACAUACACGUGUGGAUCCACACUGGAGAGAAGCCAUACACAUGCGAUCAGUGUUGGAAAAGCUUCAGACUAAAAUCUACCCUUAAAAAACACAUAAGGAUCCACACUUGAGAAGCUGUACACUGUGAUCACCUUGGAAUCAGAAAGACUAGAAAAUCGUGACCAAAGCAGUAGAAAAUCUUUUAGGGCAAAUUUUCUGGAGGACCACCUGAAACUGUACAUAUGUUAUUAAUGUGGAAAGUGUUUUAGUCAGUUGGUUGUAUUAAAGAGACACAGCGGCGUAAAGGAUGCUUGAGUGUGGGUAGACAUCAGAUUUAUCAGUAUUCUUAUUGAUUGUGUCGGUUUUGGAGUUGCAAAUUAAGUGAUUUCCUUCAAUGAAAUCCUUCAAAGUUUUGUGACAGUGCCUUUCUAAUAAACUUUGAGUAAACUGAA
Messenger RNA from Puntigrus tetrazona (Sumatra barb), 4322 nucleotides. RefSeq names its product gastrula zinc finger protein XlCGF57.1-like. Bases 132 to 4001 code for a protein of 1289 amino acids. The transcript is spliced from 4 exons. The record is from RefSeq and is a predicted model, not a curated record. Lineage: Eukaryota; Metazoa; Chordata; Actinopteri; Cypriniformes; Cyprinidae.